AAAGCGUCUUUUAUUAGCAGCGGGUAGCAGACUGAUUCUGAGACUACGUCAGAUGUCGGAAUGCUGUAAACUUUAGUGAUUGUGGAGAACUUUUUCCGGUUUCUCACUAUGUUAGCUACAAUAUAGGUAUGCCAUGAUGAAUAGUGCACUGAAGGUAUCAACCACUCCUGACCCAAAGGCCCUUUUCAAGGACCUUGGCAGACCCACACUUCGGGGUGUCAGGAAGUGUCCCAACUGUGGAAUCUACAAUGGCAUACGUGGUCUAAGCUGCAAGAACAAAGAUUGUAACAUGGUCCUGAGGGGUAAGGGCAGGAAAGGAAACCAAAGUGCUGACGCGAUCAGGAUCAUCACAGGAUCCUCGGCCAUGGUCUAUUCUGUGCGAUUGCGUGAUAGGGGACCUGAUUACAGGGGGUUCGUGGAGCUACCGCUUAGUGAAGAGAUCAUCCUGCAGGGACCUGAUGCAGAGACGAUGACCCUUGUGGAUGUGCCUCAUUGCUACAUUGGAUCUUGUCAAAAGUCAUUGGCAACAGAGGGUAACCAGACGACAUGCCCGCAUAUCGAACUCGCUCAGAAAUGCGCAACGGAAGCACAGCCACUCACCCUGAAGAACUCUGUCCUCAAUAGCUUACCGGUCUCCAACGAAAUGAAGCAAGCAAUCUGGCUUCUUGCCACGGAGACCACGGGUCCUCUGGUGCAGCGUGUCUCAAAGAACAUUAUGGUUGUCAAGUGCAAGGCGCAACAGACACCCCAAUUAGGUUUCCUGCAUUUCUCCUUCUCGGAGUCGCCAAAGAAGAAGGGCUCCGUGGAACAUCGGUUUCAUUGCUCAUGCAGACAGUUCAAGAAUUUCAAGCACUCAACUGAAGACAGCAAGAAGAAAUGUGUCCAUUUUUAUGCCUGUAUCUGUGCGUUUGCAAGUGAGGAUGCACUCACCAAGGAAUUCAAAUAUUUCAUCAGUAUGGAUGAGGCGAAAGAUGAUGUCCCCGACCCAUCCCAAGGUUCUGUACAGAUAACCAUCAUCGAUGGUCAGUUGACUACUACAUCGCCAGAGACGGUUUCCAUGGCAAUCACAAUGCCUGGUCUGCAGAGUAAAAAGAGGAGGAAAGAUGACACACUAGCCCAGGCAAGCAGUGCACUCCUAACCCUCCAAGAGGGCGCUACAUCACCUGCCAAGAAGACCGCCCCAUCUAGGAGAAGCGGUGGUCCUGCACCAGACCCGGAUCAGUCCUUCAACAAAGGGGUACCCCAGCCCCUUGUAGAGGCACUCGUAGAAGGACCCACUGUCUCCUUUAAUCACUGGCUGGGUAGCGUGACGGAGAGGAUCAACCAAACCAUGCAUUAUCAAUUCGAAGGUACCCCUGAGCCUCUGGUGUUCCACAUACCGCAGGUGUUCUUUGACAUACUCCAGCAGCGUAUAUCCUCCGGCUCCCGCAAGAAGAGACUGCCCAACUCUACCGUAGCGUUCAUCCGUAAAGACGCCCUUCCGCUAGGUACAUUCACCAAGUACACCUGGCAGCUGACGAGUAUUAUUCAAGUCAAGCAGAUCUUUGAUACCGCAGAAAUGCCCAUGGAGGUGACAAGAAGCUUUGUAGAGAACAAGGACGGGACGUUCUCUCGCUACGUCUCACCCAAGGUGGAUGUGGAGCAUGUAGGAGAGGCUUACAGGAGAGCAGCAGGACAGAUUCCCAUCAAGCCAUUUGAACUGAAAACUUUCCUCAAAAUUGGAAACACAGCAGCAGAUCAGAAGGAACCAACACCUUUCAUCAUCGAGUGGAUCCCUGAAAUUCUACCCAAGUCUCGCAUUGGCGAGCUACGCAUCAAGUUUGAGUACGGACACCAGCAAAAUGGGCAUGUGGAGAGGAGGAUGGGUGAGUUACAUGGACCAAUAGAACAUGUCAUAUAAGUGUCCAGAAUAUUGCUAUUUUCUUAAAGAUAUUAGCAUAGGAGCUCACUGACACCAGACUAUUCUUGUUUCUCAAAUCUUGCACAAAGAUUAUAAACACAUCGUCAAAUUCCAGGUCUCCAAUGCUGGAUUACUGUUGUGAUUCUCCUUGGGGAAGUUUUCUAUUUGUUUUUUUCUUCAAAGAUAUGGUAUACGUUAUGAAAUAUCUAGCCAUUUCAAAUCUGGACUCGUAUUUUCGAGGAGGGGGAUUACAUUGGUUAUCAAAUACAAUUAAGGCUUAGUCAUGAACAGUGACAAGUAACUGUUGAGGUGUCCUGCUGCAUUGUGUAUGCCUCAGACUCACUGAAAUUAGAGGUUUGCAACUGGUCUACAUAUUUACAGGUGUAUGUUUGUGUAUGCUUGAGAUUGUACGUUCAGAUUGUCAAGUUUGUCUAAAUAAAAGAUGUCUACCUAUAUAUUUGAUCGUAGUUUUGCAUCUAUUUUGACCAAGAAUGUACGAUUACAGGUUAUUGAAAAUUCAUGCAUUGAUAGCACUGGCAAAAGGUAUUUGACAGUCAUGUGGAGCAUAUGCAGAGGCAAAUUGAAGAGCAGUCACACUUUUCAAAUCUAUACAUCUCUAUGUGGUAUGCCACAGUUGCAUCAACAAUAUAUUUAGAGAUCUUAUAUAUGACAUAUUUGGUGAUGCUCAUCAGUUUUUUUGUAGUUGGAAAUAACUGGAUAUAAAUCAAUUUUUGUCUUUUGCAAAGACGAAAAUGGCCAGUAUAUUUUGAUAUUUCAUUAAAACAGUGGAACUUUCAAAUAUACUGGAAAUAAAAGAAAACUUCUUGUUGAAAGUACAAAUGCUAACUUUAGUAAAGGCGAUUUACAUUAUAUUACUUGAUGUUUCUAUGUUGAUCAGUUUGAAUUUGAGAAGGUUCUCGCUAUAUGUUGUAAUCAGCAAUAAUGGCAUAUAUCUAUGAGGCUGUUCACACUGGCAGAGAUAGCGUGCGCUAGACCACGCUAUCUCUGCGGUUUGGAAGGUACAACGUUGUUUCGGUCCGCCCAACAGCGAGCCAUGGCGAGCCAUAACGGCGUGCCACUGGAGCACCUCUUG
Molecule: messenger RNA, 2993 nt
Organism: Strongylocentrotus purpuratus (purple sea urchin)
Lineage: Eukaryota; Metazoa; Echinodermata; Echinoidea; Camarodonta; Strongylocentrotidae
Gene: c2orf42
Exons: 9
Coding region: 134-1900 (588 amino acids)
Cellular component (GO): nucleus
Source: RefSeq, a predicted model, not a curated record